AUGGAGAUCAAGCACUUCUCUGCUAGUGAGUCUACUUAAGAUGAGCAACAAGAUCAAAGUAUACUGAGUUUAAAGCAAGUGGACCAAUCUAAGUCAAAUGGUUAAUCAGGUGAAUCACAGGCAUUUGACAGUGUUGACUGGUUAAAGCCAAGUUACUUAUAGAGAAAUCCAGAAAAGUAGCUUCAAACAACUUCUAGCUUAGGUUAAAACACAGAUUCAAUCAUUAAUUAAGCGGAAAAUCAUAACUAAAGGCAGAUUUAAGCAGAGGAAAGAAUAAUUUUGCACAGGAAAAAUGACAAUAAAAAUGAUAUUUAAUAAAGGGAUAAAAAUAUUCCAAAAGAGGCAGAAGAAGUAAUUCCAAAGUAUAUUCUGGAAAAAUUAUAUCCUCAUUAGAUUUAAGGUGUAAAAUGGCUAUACAAUAACUAUCAAAACAACAUCGGGUGCAUAUUAGCAGAUGACAUGGGCUUAGGUAAGACAGUCCAGAUAUCUAUACUCCUUGGAAUAUUAUUCAACUAAAAAUUGCUCAGACAGGCCUUGAUCGUAGCACCUGCCACUUUGCUUGACUACUGGUACGGGGAGAUAAUAAGAUGGACACCUGAGUAGAAUAUGAAUAUUCAAUACUUAAAUUAAGAUUUGAAGAGAAGAAUCUAAGUAAUUUAAGUGAACUAAAAGAACAGAACUGUUUACUUAGUAUCUCCAUAGAGCUUAAUUAAGCAUGUUGAUCAUUUUGAAUAGUAUGGGAAACUUGAUCUUAUGGUUAUAGAUGAAGGGCAUAAAGCUAAAAACAUUUACACAUAACUAAGAAAAACUCUAAAAGCAAUAUAUGUGAGAAAACAAAAAGUUAUCUUGAGCGGCACACCUGUCUAGAACAAUCUGAAUGAGUUUUACAGUUUAAUUGAUAUAGUGCAAGAUGGAAUAUUAGGUGAAUAUAAGCAGUUCUAAUCAGACUUCUCAAAGGUUAUAGAUAGAGGGCUUAAAAAGAAUGCCUAAUUUAGAUACCUUAUGAGAGCUUAGGAGAAGAUUUAAGAGUUGAAAGAUGUUUACAAGCCUCUCUUUCUAAGGAGAACUAAAAAGGAAAUAUUCUAAAUUAAAUCUUCUGAAUUAUCCGAUGAACCACUUCUACCUAAUGAGCUUCCAAUCAAAACUGAUUUAGUGAUCUGGAUUCCGUUAAAUGAUGUCCAGAAAAAGAUAUAUAGUUUGAUACUCUAAGAAGACAGUGUUAAAAGGGUGGCUAAACAAUAGUCUAAGAAGCAUAUCUUUAUCAUCAUUUUAGCAUUGAAACAUCUCUGCGUGCACCCUUUGAUAUUACUUCACACUUUUUUCAAGGACUAAGAAGCAAUUGAAGAUGACGAAUUAGAUUAGUAAGUCAUGACUAUUGAUGAAGAUGCGGAGAGUAUUGAUGAUAGAUCUGAGGCAACUGAUGUAAUCAGAGAUGAUGACCAAAAGUUAAGUUUAGCUGAGAAACUUGGACUUAGAUACAUUAAGAAAUAGAUUGAAGAUACAUUUGACUUCAAAGACUAUAAGAAGUGGAUCAGAUAGUCUAAUAAGAUUAAGUUUUUAUUUGAAUUGCUCAAUGAACUUUACUCCUCUGGACACAAAGUCCUCAUAUUUUCUAAGUCUAAGAUAUUGCUAAACCUUGUUGAAAAUAUACUGAAAUACGAAACCUUGUAUAAGUUUCUUAGAUUAGAUGGAGAUGUUCCCAUUCCAAAUAGAGAUAAAAUUUGCUAGAAUUUCAAUAAUGAUCCUUAGAUAUUUUGCUUUUUGCUAACAAAUUAAGUGUCAGGUGUAGGAUUGAAUUUAGUCUCAGCAGACAGGGCAGUGAUUAUUGAUCCAGACUGGAAUCCUGCCAAUGAUAAUUAAAGUAUUGAUAGGUGUUACAGAAUUGGCCAGAAGCGGGAUGUGAUUGUGUAUAGACUAAUUUCUACAUGUAGCGUCGAGGAAAAGAUCUAUAGAAGAUAAGUGUACAAAAGCGGUUUAAGUAAAGCUACACUUGAAGACACUAGUGGAAAUCUUAUGAAAUACUUCGAUGAACAAGACCUAGUUGAAUUACUUAAAUAUGAUGAGAAUGACUAAAAAUGCUACACUCUUGAUCUUAUAAAUGAGAAACAUGAUUUUUAAAUUGUUGAAACCCCUACUAAUGUCACUCAUGUUAAGUUCCUCCAAUAAAAUGAGAUAGUUGAUGGUGUGACUGAUAAUCAAAUAUUAUUUUCUAGAGAGGAGGAUUAGGAGGAGCCUGAAGAUUAGGAGACAUUGAUUGCUAAGAGAUUUUAAUAGUUUAAUGGAGGAUGGUCAAAUAAUGCCUCGAAAAAUAGAAAUAACAUGCUAUCAGGAAUAAGUAAUAGGUAUUCAUUCCCCUUUUAGUGA
Stylonychia lemnae is the source of this 2364-nucleotide messenger RNA. NCBI's taxonomy places the organism in Eukaryota, Ciliophora, Spirotrichea, Sporadotrichida, Oxytrichidae. The record is from the annotation of a GenBank genome assembly.